Messenger RNA from Rhododendron vialii, 971 nucleotides. RefSeq names its product peptidyl-prolyl cis-trans isomerase FKBP16-3, chloroplastic. The transcript is spliced from 7 exons. Gene Ontology annotation, molecular function: peptidyl-prolyl cis-trans isomerase activity. The record is from RefSeq and is a predicted model, not a curated record. Bases 89 to 781 code for a protein of 230 amino acids. Lineage: Eukaryota; Viridiplantae; Streptophyta; Magnoliopsida; Ericales; Ericaceae.
UGCUUUACCCCUCCCAUUUAAAAUCUGCUGCUGAUUUCGUUAUCCACAUCCAAAACCCAAACGACCACUGUCAACACAGAGGAAAACAAUGGCUUCAUCAUCUCUUCUGCUUCCUCUUGGUUCUGCUUUUUCUAGAUGUAUGUACACCAAUCAUCAUACCAUUGCGGGUGGUAAAAUUAGAUGUGUGAUUUUGAGAUGCUCGAGUUCAGAAUUGAGAAUAGAAGCUUCAAAGAGAAUUGACAAUGGGGAUGAAUUGCCCUUAAGUAAGCGCAGGAAUGUCAUUGGCAUGCUAGUGGGUGUUUCAAGCCUCUUGCUUUCCUCCCUCGAUGCCAAUGGAGCUGGCUUGCCUCCAGAGGAAAAACCUAGACUCUGUGAUGAUAAUUGUGAGAAAGAGCUUGAAAAUGUACCGAUGGUAACUACCGAGUCUGGUUUGCAGUACAAAGAUAUUAAAGUUGGUAAAGGCCCUAGUCCCCCAGUUGGUUAUCAGGUGGCUGCAAAUUAUGUUGCUAUGGUUCCAUCUGGACAAAUAUUUGACAGUUCACUGGACAAGGGCCUGCCUUAUAUCUUUCGUGUUGGAUCCGGUCAGGUAAUCAAGGGACUUGAUGAAGGGAUCCUGAGCAUGAAAUUAGGAGGCAAACGGCGACUGUACAUUCCUGGACCACUGGCAUUCCCGAAAGGUCUCAGCUCAGCUCCAGGAAGGCCAAGAGUGGCUCCUAAUAGUCCGGUUAUAUUUGAUGUGAGUUUGGAGUACAUACCGGGUCUUGAAGCCGAGGAAGAGUAGAAUACCUUAACUUCAUCCUCAUUUUUUGUUCUCCCAUUGUAUGGGAACCAAUAACCAUCGUACCAUAAAUCUUCCAUUUUAUUCAUUCAUUGUACUACAUUGAUAUUGUAUUCCAAUCAUCAGUGGCGGACACAGAGGUUGGAGUGGGGUGCUCUUAUUUUUGGUAAUAACAACCCAUAUUUAGUAUGGA